Messenger RNA from Asterias rubens (European starfish), 1695 nucleotides. Its product is annotated as tRNA (guanine-N(7)-)-methyltransferase-like. Gene Ontology annotation, cellular component: tRNA methyltransferase complex. Lineage: Eukaryota; Metazoa; Echinodermata; Asteroidea; Forcipulatida; Asteriidae. Gene Ontology annotation, molecular function: tRNA (guanine(46)-N7)-methyltransferase activity. The record is from RefSeq and is a predicted model, not a curated record. The transcript is spliced from 6 exons. Gene Ontology annotation, biological process: RNA (guanine-N7)-methylation; tRNA methylation. Bases 6 to 752 code for a protein of 248 amino acids.
UUAAGAUGGCGGCCCCCAUGCCACAGAAAAAGUUUUAUCGACAACGAGCUCAUUCUAACCCACAUUCCGACCAUUCAUUUGAGUACCCCCUCAGACCAGACGAGAUGGACUGGAGUCAAAUCUAUCCAACUUUCUUCUCUUCACCAAAUGAUAAAACUCAAGUAGCAAAUGGAGACUCUUCAGCCAAAGUUGAGUUUCUAGAUGUUGGAUGCGGAUAUGGGGGACUCCUUGUUUCGCUGUCGACGAUGUAUCCAAAGACACUAAUGCUCGGUAUGGAGAUACGGAUGAAGGUGUCCGAUUACGUUCAAGAUCGAAUCAAAGCUUUGAGACAGAAUCAAGAAGGUUUAUAUCAGAAUGUUGGCUGUCUCCGAGGGAAUGCUAUGAAACAUCUUCCAAACUUCUUCUCUAAAGGACAGAUUUCUAAGAUGUUUAUUUUAUUUCCUGAUCCACACUUCAAGAAAACUAAACACAAGUGGAGAAUUAUUAAUCAGACCCUUUUGGCGGAGUAUGCUUAUGUUAUAAAAGAAGGGGGAUUGUUGUACACAAUAACAGAUGUGAAGGAGCUUCAUGAAUGGAUGUGUCAACAUUUAAAUGAACAUCCAUUAUUUGAAAGGAUCUCUGACCAACAACAGACUGAGGAUCCAAUCACAGAGCUGCUUGGGAGUUGUACUGAAGAAGGUCAAAAGGUCACUCGUAACCAUGGAGACAAAUUUCCAGCCAUUUUUCGACGCAUCCCCGAUAACUAUUCAUGACAAAGUGUUGGACAGGAUCUGAAAUUAAGUUGACUUUAAAUAGACACAAAGGCUGUGUGAUACUCUUGAUACCAUUUCCAAAUUUACUGACCAUUUGAAAACAUUCAAACUGCACUUUUUGUAUGGUGGCAGAACUGUACACAUAACUAAAACUCUACACAUGUGUGUGCUGUGUAGAUGCAUUCACUACAUGCUAUCAUAUUGGAGGCUGUCAUAGUUAAUGUAUCAUUCAUAAUGAUAUUGAAGGCUGUCAUAGUUAAUGUAUCAUUCAUAAUCACUGUGGAUGAUAAUGGUCAGACAGUAGGAGGGUUGACAGUGUAGUGUAGAUCUAUAUACCACACUAUAUUCCAAUGAUACAAGCUGGUAACCACAUGAAUUUGCCGAGCACAGACAAAAAACCUGCAUCAUAGAAACAGGUUACCAGCCACAAUGCCUUAAAGUUUACAUUAUUAUACACAUGUCAAGUAUAUUCUUUAUCAUAAUUAUACAUUUUUAUUCAUACUCAUAAUUUGCCGAUAGACAUAAUGUGUAUAGUGGCAAGUACUAAACUAUAUUAAAGUUAAGGUUUUGUUUCUUUAACCAGAAAGUGAUCAGAAAUAAUUGUUUUUUAAUUCAAUGUAUCUGAGACAUGUACAAUACGUGUGUGUCACAUGUCUGCCAUUAUGUAUUUACUGCCACAACGCGCUAAAACCAAACUGGAUGGUAGUGAAUGGAAAGACAGUAGGAGGGUUGACUGUUAACUGUACAGAUGUAUUCAUGGUGUUUAAGUCAAAACUAUAGAAUUGAAUGGUCAGAAAGUAGGAGGGUUAAAGUGUUUAUCUGACACUGAACUUAAUGACAUUCUAAUCAAGUAAAAACAUGUAUUAACAUUCUUGCAAACCUCAUGGUAAAUGUCAAAUAAUCUGAAGAGAAAUAAAGAUUAUUUUUCUGUUUUACUCUUUCA